AUGAAAAUCUCAAUCGUUUUUAUCUUCAUCUACGUCAUCGCUUCAUCCUGGUGUCAAGAUGAAACAGUUUUUCACUGCUCUCCCAAGCCUGGUUGUCAGAUUGCACAGUGUGAUCCGGUUGCUGUAGGAUGGGACAGACCAGGCUUCAACAUUGAUGAACAUCUGCAUUAUAAGGAGUUUCCGAUUACGUGCAAAUCUAUGAAUAACACGAAAUCAAAAAAUACUGGCAACUUGCUUCCUGUCGUAUCUCGAAAUAUUUUAGGUAUAAGAAAUAUCAAAUCAGAAUUAGAGGAAUUAAAAGAUGACUUUGGAAGAGCAAAUUCUGAAAUCCGAAAAAAUCGUAAUAAAAUUGCGGAACUAUCAAACGAAAUCACGGAUUUCCGUAACAGUACUCUUCAGCAAUCUCGUCAAAUUGAAACUCUACUGAAGGAAAACACAGAGCAAAACUUUGUGAUCAAUGAAUUGAAGAAAGAUUUGAUUGAAGUUCAAGACAAGAAUGAUAAGUUGGAGAAAACAUUGAAUAAACAACAGAAAACGAAUAAUGAGAUCAAGAAAGCAAUGGAGCAGAUCGAACAAAAACUUACUGCAUUGGAAAAGCCUCAAAAGGUUCAAUCUGGAAACCGAAAGAGACCGACGACAACAACCAAAACAACAUUUAAACCGACUCCUUCCCCAGAAAAUUGCAAAUUGAAGAUCGGAAAUAUCUGUUAUAUUUUCGUGAUACAAAGAGUCAACUACGACAAAGCAGUUGAUAUUUGCAAGGAACGUAACGCAAAUGUUGGUUUGAUUCGAGAUGAGGAAUCUCACAAUGCGAUUAUGAAAUAUUUGAGUGUGAAUAUGCUAAAAGAAAAUGAGUGGAUCACUAUAUGGACUGGAAUCCGCUUUGAUCCAAUGACCCGUGAUGUCACACCUGCUGAUUCAUUCAUUAAAUGGGAUCAAGGUAUUCAAUUAACUGGAAUCGAUUUUAAAGAUCACACAAAUGUUUAUCUUUCUCUCAGUGCUGAUUUAAAGUUGAUAUAUCAAGGGAUGGAGAAUGCCCUUCCUAGAAUGAUAAGUCAUGGGGUUCUUUGUGAGAUCCUGAUCUAAUGAAACUUCUGCCUAGUUGUAUUUUAUUUCUCUGGAUCUGUCAUCAGUGAAAAUAUAAAUCUUUGAUUUUAAUUUGAAAUCCAUUUCAAUUAUCCACUUCAAUUACAUUGAAUUGUUGUUGAAAAUUUAUUGAGAGUUAGAUUAACAAUAUAAACAUUCUGAACAGUCAUUCGUCUAAUUAUUAUGUCUUUGUAAAUCUAC
This is a messenger RNA of Styela clava, 1287 nucleotides long. NCBI's taxonomy places the organism in Eukaryota, Metazoa, Chordata, Ascidiacea, Stolidobranchia, Styelidae. The record is from RefSeq and is a predicted model, not a curated record.